Monoraphidium neglectum is the source of this 300-nucleotide messenger RNA. RefSeq lists its product as hypothetical. The record is from RefSeq and is a predicted model, not a curated record. Bases 1 to 300 code for a protein of 99 amino acids. NCBI's taxonomy places the organism in Eukaryota, Viridiplantae, Chlorophyta, Chlorophyceae, Sphaeropleales, Selenastraceae. The transcript is spliced from 3 exons. Gene Ontology annotation, biological process: mRNA processing.
AUGGAGUCGAUUCCCAUAGCGCUCGACGGCCUUGCGGCGUGGCCCAUCAAAUGGCAGCACUACACGCCCGCGGUGCAGUCCAAGGUUAGUGGCUGGGUGGGGCGCAAGGUGGCGGAGAUGAUCGGGUCUGAGGAGAAGGACUUUGUGGAGUUCAUCCUCGGCCUGCUGGCCAAGCACGAGGGGCCGCCCAAGGUGGAAGAGGAGGCGUCCAUCGUCCUUGAGGAGGAAGCCGGCCCCUUCACGGCCAAGCUCUUCCGCGUUGUCAUCUUCGAGACCGAGCGCGCCGCGAUGACGGCCUGA